Messenger RNA from Pararge aegeria (speckled wood butterfly), 4192 nucleotides. It is a transcript of the gene Herc4, whose product is annotated as probable E3 ubiquitin-protein ligase HERC4. The transcript has 20 exons. Gene Ontology annotation, molecular function: ubiquitin protein ligase activity. Gene Ontology annotation, biological process: ubiquitin-dependent protein catabolic process; protein ubiquitination. The record is from RefSeq and is a predicted model, not a curated record. Lineage: Eukaryota; Metazoa; Arthropoda; Insecta; Lepidoptera; Nymphalidae. The coding region runs from base 207 to 3407 and encodes 1066 amino acids.
AAACUGUGGCUAGAAGAGAAAACGAAGAUUGUUCUCGAUUUAUUCAAAAUCAAAUAAUACAAUUUUAUAAAUAAUGUCGUAAAAAUCACUAGUUAAAUGGGGCCUGCUUAAUAUCUGCGGCAAUUAUACUUUUCGUUUUGUUAAACUAAUUAGGGUAACUAAUUUAAAGGUUAUAAACACAGGUAGAUAAAUGAGCAAAUAGCAAAAUGUUUUGUUGGGGAAAUGCAACUCACCACGAACUAUGUUUAGAAACUGGUUCUGACUCUCUUGAUUUAGUGAUAAAACCAACUUUAUCAAAAUGGCCGGAGAGCUAUCACAUACAGUGUGUAGAGGCUGGAGAGUUCCAUACCUUGUAUCUGACAAAUAUGGGCCACCUUUACUCAUGUGGUAGCAAUGAAGUUGGACAGCUUGGUAGGCACACAGAAUAUAAUGGAGGUAAAUCCCCAGCAUUAGUAGAAACAUUUAAAGGCUGCACUCUAUCAGCUGUCGCUUGUGGCCUGCAACAUUCAAUGGCAUUGGAUGAAUGGGGACAACCUUUCAGUUGGGGUUCGGAUAGUAUGGGGCAACUUGGAAGUAACUUAGGGUCUCACGCUCAGGACAAACCAAAAAUAAUAAAGAACCUUGCCACUAAAAAUGUCAUUCAAGUAGACUGUGGCUCUUAUCAUUCUGUAGCUUUAUCGAAUAAUGGUGAUUUAUAUGCUUGGGGUGCAAACACAUAUGGACAAUGUGGACUGGGAACUAAAUCAAACAAGGAAGCCACGCCACAGCCGAUUACUUCGCUUCUCGGAAUUCCUAUAGCAUUAAUAGCAUGUGGCAGCAACCACACAUUUGUUAUAUCGAAGUCAGGUGCUGUAUUUGGUUGGGGGAAGAAUAGCCACGGACAGUUAGGACUACAAGACAGAGAAAACAGAUGUUACCCAACACACUUAAAAACACUCCGAAAUGUCAAGGUUUGCCACAUAACUUGUGGGGAAGAUUUCACUGCCUUUCUUACGCUGGAUGGCGGUGUCUUUACGUGCGGUGCCGGUGAAUACGGUCAAACUGGUCACGGCAAUACUAAAGACGAACUAGUCCCUAGAAAGGUUUUAGAGUUGAUGGGCAGCACAGUCACGCAAGUUGCGUGCGGACGGCGGCACAUGCUAUGCCGCGUGGGAGACCGCAUCCUCGCGUGCGGGUACGGUUCGCGCGGACAGCUCGGCUGCCCGCACAUGGCGCUUGCACUCGUGCCCACGCCCGUAAACUUCACACCCAGCGAUGAUUCACCCCCGAAGAAGAAAUCCAAGCUGGAGAGUACCGUGACAUUCCGUAAGCCUUCUGGUGCUGGCUCCUCCAAACUUCAUUUUCCUCCUGAUAUCUUCAACGGCCCUAUCAGAGUAUUUGCGGGUGGUGACCAUAGUUUCCUGAUCAUCAACAGCGACAAAACUAUAAAGACGGACUUUCGCCUGCCUGAACAAAGGAAACAAAUACUCACACUGAAUUUGGCUAAGCUUACGGCUUGUCAGUUUUUCAAAGACCACGAUGUCGUCAACCAGGAAUUGCUAGCUUACUUGGAAAUAGUGUUUGGAUCGCUAGCGUGCAUCAACGGGUCGUUUCUGCUAGGCCAAAAUGCACAUUUUGGUUGCAACACUAAGAUGCCAGGUGUGGACUUGGCAAAAGCUGAAGAGGCUUUUACACUUAUAAGUCGAUUAGAAAACUCUACUAUACAGGAACUAAUAUUUAGCCACUUAACAAAGGAAAUAAUAAAAAAAGUGAAGGUAUCCCCGCCCGAUGCUGAAGCGCUUCGGUUGUUUUUGACACUACCCCUGUAUCAUGAAAUGAGAAAUCCCCGUCGCCAUCCCGAACUACAGGGUCCAUUCGCGGAGGCCUUCAAUAAUCUGUCUGCGCACCCGCAGCGCAUAGUGCAGCUGUGGUGGGAAACGCAGACCACAGAGUACUUUGAAAUGCUCGUCGAUAUUUUUAAGAGUGUUGUCGUGUAUGAGCUUAUGCAGCCUACUGUAAGGGCGAAUAAGAAAAUAUACUUCAGUAAAAGCCUUAUUCAGAUUUUAAAUACACUAACAGGGCUUAAUAAAAUUAACUUUACAAAUCCAAAGAAACCAAAAAUACCUGCAGAAUGUUUCUAUGUUGAGGAAUUAUGUAAUUACGUCGAUAUCGCCUCGGAUUAUAUCAAUUGGCUCUCUGAUCAUCAUUCUGCACAACCGCAUUUAUGUAACUACGCUUUCCUGUUCGAUGUACAAUGCAAAUCUCUGCUAUUAAAAAUCGACCAGCAACUACAGAUGCAAAUGGCCAUAAAUCGCGCAGCACAACAGAUCUUCACUCGUCUCUUUAUGGACCCCACUUAUGUGUAUCAGCGAGACCAGUUCCUAAUAUUGACCGUCUCGAGAAACCACUUGGUGAGAGACACGAUGCUCCAAAUCAGUAAUCAUGAUACGUCGCAACUGAAAAAGCCACUAAGAGUGGAAUUUGUCGGUGAGGAAGCCGAAGAUGCUGGCGGUGUUAAAAAGGAAUUCUUUAUGUUACUUCUUAAAGAAAUCUUCGAUCCCGUAUAUGGCAUGUUCAAACAAUCUGAAGAGACCAAUAUGAUUUGGUUCUCGAAUAAUCCAUUCGAAGACGAUGUCAUGUAUUACUUGAUAGGUGCGAUCUAUGGCCUGGCUAUAUACAAUUCUAUAAUUAUAUAUGUGCCUUUUCCUUUGGUUUUGUAUAAGAAAUUAUUAGGGGAAAGUGUUAUGCUCGACGACCUAUCAGAUUUGUACCCAACUUUAGCGAAUAGUCUCAAAAGUUUACUGGAUUACCCUGAUGAUGAUGUAGAAGAUGUUUUUAGUCUAUGUUUUGCUGUAAAUACAGAAGUUUUUGAUCAGGUUCAAAUGCAUCCGCUAAAAGAUGAUGGCGAAAAUAUACCUGUGACGCAUACAAACAAGGGGGAAUAUGUAAAUUUGUACGUCGAAUUUUUGCUCAACAAAUCUGUAGAAAAUCAAUUUAAAGCCUUCGAUCAAGGAUUUCAAAAGGUAUGCGGUGGUCGUAUAAUCAAAUUAUUUAGAUCUCAUGAGCUCAUGUCAGUUGUAAUUGGAAACGAAGAAUACGAUUGGGAUCUGUUUGAAAGCAACUGCGAGUACAAAAAUGGAUAUGUUGCCUCCGACUCACAAGUCAGAUGGUUCUGGGAAGUGUUCCAUGAGCUUCCGGUUGAAGACAAGAAAAAGUUCCUUUUGUUCCUUACAGGCAGUGACCGAGUACCUAUCCAGGGAAUGCGGGAUAUAAAAAUAAGAAUCCAGCCUGUAGCAGAUGACAGAUACUUUCCAGUAGCUCACACAUGUUUUAACCUUCUCGAUCUGCCCCGUUACAAGACCAAAGAACGUCUUAAGUACCACCUUCUACAGGCCAUACAGCAAACGCAGGGAUUUUCACUCGUUUAAUAGUUUAACUAUUUAUAUACGACCACCUUUCGCAUGAUUGUAUUAGGGUUUCGGUUACAGAGAUGAUCGUCGAAAAACAUUUGUUAUUGCCUAUUCUCAUACGGGUGGAAAUAAAAAUAGCAUUACACUUCGGAGAAAUCAAUUAUUUGGGUAACCGUUUUUUAAGUGAAAUAAAUUACAAAAAUUAUUUACAACUAUUGAACAAAAUUCUGAGUUAUUUUACAAAAGGACCUUGGACCCUCGACCAUAAAUGAAGCUACAGGAUUCAGGAGAAAAUCUCAAAGUAGUAGUAGCGCCGCCACUAAAUAAUUAAAAUAAAAUAAGACGUUCAUAUUGUCUCUACGGUAUUGUUACUCAUUCUGCCUACAGAAUUUAAUUACAAUGGAGACCGAACCGCUUAUAAGAUCAUAUGCGUCGACGUUCAAACUAAACUUCCCAUGUGAGACUUGGCAUAUAAGUUUUUCGUAACUUUCACAAUCAUUCAUAUAGGGACAAUAAGAAAAUUUUUAUCUUUUUACAAUACUAACAAAUCAUGUUUAAUUAGUAUUCAGGCACGCAUUUCAUUAGAAAUAAAAUGAAAUCGCAAUACAUACCUGAUAUGAUGACUGAUCGGGUUAAUCAAUGUACAGUUUAUAAAAUAUUUGACGGUGACUCUUGACGUGACGCUUCAUAGGCAAAUUAGAGCCAUCGGCCUAAGUUCCUUGUUACUGAGCUAAAGAUUAUUACACAAUUUAAAACUAAACUAACCAACAGAAACUUUUAAAUAACUUGAGAUUUUCGAAGUU